AUGUCUUCCCACAGAGGAUCUGUGGGGGCACAGGGCAGUGAGGCUUCUACCAGUAACAUGGAAACUGACUCGGUGGAACUAGCUGAACUGGGACCCCUGCCAGAAGAGAAGGGUGAGCCGGUAAUUGCCAAGCCCAACGAGGCUGAAAAGCAAACAUGCCCAGGGCCCCAGGAAGAAGAGGAGGAGGAACAGGUACUCACGCUUCCCCUGCAGGCCCACCAUGCCAUGGAGAAGAUGGAGGAGUUCGUGCAUAAGGUCUGGGAGGGACGUUGGAAGGUCAUCCCGUAUGAGGUACUCCCUGAAUGGCUGAAGGACAAUGACUAUCUGCUACAUGGCCACAGACCACCCAUGCCCUCCUUUCGGGCUUGCUUCAAGAGCAUCUUCCGCAUCCACACAGAAACUGGCAACAUCUGGACCCAUCUACUUGGUUUUGUGCUGUUUCUCUUUUUGGGAAUCUUGACUAUGCUUAGACCAAAUGCAUACUUCAUAAUCCCUCUUCAGGAGAAAGUGGUUUUUGGCAUGUUCUUUUUGAGUGCAGUACUCUGCCUCAGCUUCUCCUGGCUCUUCCACACUGUCUAUUGUCAUUCAGAGAAAGUCUCUCAGACUUUUUCCAAACUGGACUAUUCAGGGAUUGCUCUACUGAUUAUGGGGAGCUUUGUCCCCUGGCUCUAUUACUCCUUCUACUGCUCCCCACAGCCUCGGCUCAUCUACCUCUCCAUCAUCUGUGUCCUGGGCAUCUCUGCCAUCAUUGUGGCACAGUGGGAUCAGUUUGCCACUCCUGAGCAUCGGCCAACAAGAGCAGCAGUGUUCCUGGGACUUGGCUUGAGCGGCGUGGUGCCCACCAUGCACUUUACGAUCACUGAGGGUUUUGUCAAGGCCACCACAGUGGGCCAGAUGGGCUGGAUCUUUCUCAUGGCUGUGUUGUACAUCACUGGAACCGGCCUUUAUGCUGCUCGGAUUCCUGAGCGCUUCUUUCCUGGGAAGUUUGACAUAUGGUUCCAGUCCCACCAGAUUUUCCACGUCCUGGUGGUGGCAGCAGCCUUUGUCCACUUCUAUGGGGUCUCCAACCUUCAGGAAUUCCGUUAUGGUCUAAAAGGUGGCUGUACUGAUGACUCCCUUCUCUGAACCUUCCCACC
Molecule: messenger RNA, 1136 nt
Organism: Sciurus carolinensis (gray squirrel)
Lineage: Eukaryota; Metazoa; Chordata; Mammalia; Rodentia; Sciuridae
Product: adiponectin receptor protein 1-like
Exons: 1
Coding region: 1-1125 (374 amino acids)
Biological process (GO): adiponectin-activated signaling pathway
Cellular component (GO): plasma membrane
Molecular function (GO): signaling receptor activity
Source: RefSeq, a predicted model, not a curated record